Messenger RNA from Didymodactylos carnosus, 1263 nucleotides. Lineage: Eukaryota; Metazoa; Rotifera; Eurotatoria; Philodinida; Philodinidae. The record is from the annotation of a GenBank genome assembly.
AUGUUUAGCAAAACGUGGCGAGUACAUUCAAUAUUUACAAAUAUUAAUAUUACUAAAAGAGGGAUACACGAUUUUCGAUUAUUAAGUAUAGUAGCCUUAUUAUUGACUGUUGAUAUUCUACUACUAAUUGUUUGGCAAAUACUUGAUCCACUACAUCGUGAACUUAUUUAUGAAACACCUUAUAGACUAAAGUUUAAACAAGAUAUUGAAAUAGUGCCGUAUAGAGAAGAUUGUAGAAGUUUCAAUUUACCGUUGUGGUUCGUACUUGUGGUGUUGUAUAAAGGCUUAUUAAUGAUUUAUGGUUCAUUUCUUGCAUGGAAGACACGUCAUGUUUCUAUACCAGCGUUAAACGAUUCAAAAUAUAUUGGAAUUAGUGUAUACAUCUUUUUAAUUUCCUGUAUUCUCGGUGCUCUUGUCGGCUUUGUUCCUCCUAAACAAGUUGAACUUUCAUAUAUUUUAACAUCAUUAUUUAUUAUUGUUUGUACCACAUCUACUCAAUGUUUAGUUUUUGUUCCUAAAGUUAUUGAAGUAUACAGAGAUCCAAAUUCACAUGCAAAACAACCACGACCGACUAUUAAACAGUUAAACACUAAAUCAAAAUAUCAGAACGAGACGAAAAUACCGUUUCAAUAUUUAAAUUCAUUAGCAAAUGAAAAUAAACAGUAUAAAAUGAUUUUAACAAUGCAAAACAACAUGUUAGAACAAUUACUUACACAAUUUGACGAUACUGAUGAAAACAUCAAUUAUAAAAAAAGUCUUGGUACUUUAGAAUAUGAUGAAACUAUCGAUAUUGAACCAUAUGAACUAGAUACUUUGCUGAAAGUGAACAAUGAAAAUAAUCAAUGUCACCUAUCAGAUGAUGAACAAAACAUUUUAUCAUCAACAGCAGAUAUACGUCGAAAAGUCUCACGAGCACUAUCAUUAUGUAUUCUGAGUAAAAUUGAUAUUGAACAAAUAAAUGAUCAUCACGCAACGAACGCAAAUUCCCGUCAUUCAAUACAAUCUCAACAACAACCAACAACAAAUCAUUGGAGAUAUUUGAACUCUAAACAAUGUAAUAAUAAUUAUUUUGUUCGCAACGCAUCAGAUCUAUCGAAUGCAACCACAUAUCAGCCCACAGUUAAUUCUGUUAUCGUUGAAGCAAACGAUGAAGAUGAAUCAAUGACGAAUUUAUUAAAUUAUUUGAAUCAAAAUCAUUUAGAUGAUUUACUCGAAACUGAUAUUAUAUCGAGUUCGCAAAAUUCAAAUAGUGAUAUACAUUAG